Myxocyprinus asiaticus (Chinese sucker) is the source of this 1658-nucleotide messenger RNA. RefSeq names its product beclin 1, autophagy related (gene becn1). Lineage: Eukaryota; Metazoa; Chordata; Actinopteri; Cypriniformes; Catostomidae. Gene Ontology annotation, cellular component: phosphatidylinositol 3-kinase complex, class III, type II; phagophore assembly site; phosphatidylinositol 3-kinase complex, class III, type I. Gene Ontology annotation, biological process: cellular response to nitrogen starvation; late endosome to vacuole transport; autophagosome assembly. The record is from RefSeq and is a predicted model, not a curated record. The coding region runs from base 143 to 1486 and encodes 447 amino acids. The transcript has 12 exons.
AAAUAGUGUGGUUUGGCACAAACAUUACUUAAGAAUGUGUUUCUCCCCUUCAAUGUAAACAGGACAACCCUUUCGUAACUUACGCCAUUUCCUCUGUAAACAGGAAAUAAAUGGCCUCUGUCUGCAGACGGCCUCUGAAAGCAUGGAGGGUUUGAAGUCCUCAAGCAGCACCAUGCAGGUGAGUUUCGUGUGUCAGCGCUGCAGUCAGCCACUGAAGCUCGACACAUCCUUCAACGUGUUAGACAGAGUGACCAUCCAUGAGCUCACCGCUCCAUUAGUGACAGUAACAGCCAGUAAACAGUCAGAGGGAAGAGAGGGCAGCAGCGUCCCUGAGGAGACCCUUGUGGAAAGCAAACAGGAUGGUGUCGCCCGAAAAUACAUCCCACCCGCAAGGAUGAUGUCGACUGAAAGCACCAACAGUUUCACUCUAAUUGGAGAAACUUCAGAUGGAGGAACUAUGGAGAACUUGAGCCGCAGACUGAAGGUGACAAGUGAUCUGUUUGACAUCAUAUCUGGUCAGACAGAUGUUGAUCAUCCGCUGUGUGAGGAAUGCACUGACACACUGCUGGAUCAUCUGGACACACAACUCAACAUCACUGAGAACGAGUGCCAGAAUUACAAGAACUGUUUAGAACUGCUUUCUCAACUGCCAGAGGAAGAGGAAGUCAGUCUGUUAAAUGAACUACAACAGUUGAAACACGAGGAAGAAUCUCUCAUCCAGGAGAUGGAGAGCAUCGAGGUGCAGCGUGAAGCUGUUGCUAAAGAUCUGGUGGAGGGCCGGAGCCACAGCGAACAGCUGAACACAGAAGAACUGCAGUAUCAGAAGGAGUACUGUGAGUUUAAGCGCCAACAGUUGGAGUUGGAUGAUGAUAUUAAGAGUGUGGAUAAUCAGAUGCGUUACUGUCAAAUUCAGCUUGACAGACUCAAGAAGACCAACGUUUUCAACACCACCUUUCACAUCUGGCACAGUGGGCAGUUUGGAACGAUAAAUAACUUCCGGCUGGGCCGAUUACCCAGCGUACCGGUGGAGUGGAAUGAGAUUAAUGCUGCCUGGGGUCAAACUGUGCUUCUACUGCACGCUCUAGCAAAAAAAAUGGGGCUGCGCUUUCAGAGAUAUCGACUAGUUCCGUAUGGAAAUCAUUCCUAUCUGGAAUCUCUCACAGAUAAGUCUAAGGAGUUGCCACUGUAUUGCUCAGGUGGUCUGCGCUUUUUCUGGGAUAAUAAAUUUGACCACGCUAUGGUGGCCUUUCUCGACUGCGUCCAGCAGUUUAAAGAGGAGGUGGAGAAGGGUGACACAGGCUUCUGUCUGCCAUACAGAAUGGACGUGGACAAAGGCAAGAUUGAGGACACUGGUGGCAGUGGAGGAUCUUACUCCAUUAAGACUCAGUUUAACUCAGAGGAGCAGUGGACCAAAGCCCUCAAGUUCAUGCUUACCAACCUCAAAUGGGGUCUGGCCUGGGUUUCCUCUCAGUUCUACAGCCGCUAGAUUUAACUGAUCCACCACACCAAGAAACCACAUGAAAUUGAGGGAUGGAGUCUUCACUGAUGAUAGAGUAUCAGCAUAAGUAUGGACUUUUAUUUUUUGGAACUCAGCUUCAAUCACAAUUCAACAGUAAAAGGACUAUAUUUAUCAAUUAAACAUAAGAGGUCAUUUUGAA